This is a messenger RNA of Prorocentrum cordatum, 727 nucleotides long. The record is from the annotation of a GenBank genome assembly. NCBI's taxonomy places the organism in Eukaryota, Dinophyceae, Prorocentrales, Prorocentraceae.
AGCCUCUCCUCCCUCUUCUCUUAUGAUCAUUGUCGUCCCUCUCCGCCCCCCCCCCUCCUCCCCCCCGUGCUCAUUGGCGCCAUGGGAUCGCGCCCUGCCCCGCCCGGGGGCGCCUGCCAGUGCAGCGACCGGAGCAGGCGCUGCAUAGGGCUCGCCGCCGCCGCCGCCUGGAUCGCGGCGGCGCUGUGCUGGAGCGUCGUGCGCUUCCCGAGCGCCGCCGACCUCCUGGGGCGGCAGGCAGCCGCCCCCGCCGCCGAGGCGGCUCCUCCCACCGCCGAGGCGCUGGGCUCGGUCGCCGCGGCGGCGGCGGCCGAGGCGGCCGACCUGGGCGCGGGUAGACUACCACCAGAGGCCAGAGGUUCCGGCGGCGCAUUGCCAGUUGCCGCUGGCGGCGCCCAGCCGGGCCGCGGGCCGCUGCCGGGCGGACCACCGCGGCCGCAGGGCCGCACGCAGCAGGACGCUCGCCGCCCGGCCCGGGCCCCUCGCCAGAGACCCACGGCGAGCCCACGCUCCGCAGACCCCGUCAGCUGGCGUCUCGAACAAAAUUUGGACAAAGAGAGACCCUGACCUCGGAUCCGCCGUGCUUCGGGCGAUUCCGCUCGGGCGGCAAUGGCCGACCUCGGACCCUGCCCGUGCCCCGAUCAGACAUCCCGGCGCCGGACGUCUGGGGAGCGGCGCGGCGUCCCGGCUCGCCGUCGGUGUGGUUUUGUUCAGCGGGUGCAGCGAG